AUGUCUUUGCACGAUUCUUACAAGACAGCGGAGGCUGUAGCUGAAGGAUUUCGUUCUUUCAGCAAUCUCCUGCCGGAGCAUGACACGGAGAUCACCAGCCUCGUCGUCGACCUCUUUUCGAUCAGUCUCUUUCUCAAAGGCCUGGAGGGCAUGGCAAGGAAUCGGGCUUACCGCUACAGGCUAUCCGCUAUCCAUCCUGAUCUGGAAUUGGUCCGUGCUAGCUUGAACUAUACCCUUGAGGACGUGCUGGACUUCUUCGAUGAUUUGGAGUCACGGAGAGGCGACCCCAGCGAGGCGUACAAGCAAUUAUGGGUGGAAAUCUGCGCUCAUUUUAUGGAGGAAUCUCAGGAAUCUUUGUCCACUCGGUUAGCCAAGUACAAAUCGUUUUUGAGGGACUUGAGUGAAAUUAUGAAAGGUGAAGCAACUGAUACCCGUCUGAUGGCUUCGCUUCGCAGCAAUCUCAAAGGGCUACUGGUCCAUCAGGAUAGCCGACUUGCACCGCGUUUGGGUUCUAUGUCACUGAGUUCGCCUUCCUCUAGCAGCAGUAGCAGUAGCAGCAGCAAUGGCAGCAAUGCUGAUCCAGGAAGUCCGGUCAAUGCGCGUAGACCUCGCGGACGCAGGUCGUACGAGCGAGCACGGCCUUCUCAUUCCUCACCUCAGUCGCCUACAUCCACAUCAUCAGCCACGUUCUCUGACAUUCCACCCUCUGUGCCCUCAGCACCGGACUCUCCAACUACUAGCACCACCGCGACUAGCCAGUCAAUGGACUCAACCCCUGUCAGUGACCACUGGGCCAGACGGGUGUUUUUGGAUGAGCACCCCAUGACCCCAAUUCCUUACGUGGGUGAAAGCUCCAAAUGCCUCGGAGAGGUGAAAGGUAAUGUGAAAGGGUGGCUUCAUGAUGAAGGAUUCGAGGAGCUAUUUCAACUUGCUUUUAGUGGUGACUCGGAUCUCCGUGUCUGCUUCUAUCUACGGGAAGAUGACCAUCGCGUACGGAUUGUGUGCAAAUCCCGGCGUACCUCUCGGUCCAGUGAUUACUCUUGUCUACCCUUGAAUCUGCUAGAGAUCGUUCGUAUUGGUUCCUGCUUGCAAAUUUGUCGACGGCGUCGCGGGGGCUCUGAACUAGUGCUGUGGGCUAAUCUUAAGUUUAGCACUAUUGAGCCGCUACGGUCGCAGGACUCUGGUCGGCCUGUGGAACGCAUUCGUGAUUACGAACUUGACGACGAGGAAGAACAUUUCGGAGGGCAAAUCGUCGAUGAUGACUUCCUCCACGCCUUACGUGUGUACCGAGAUAACGUGUCGGGAGCCGUGCGUCUGCAGGCAUCAGUCCACAAGGGCGAGAUGAAACGCUUACAUAGGAUGCCCGUUUGGACAGCCUUCAUAACGGAACAUAUCGGCUCCAGAGGCUGGAUACGCCGCGUGGACACCAAGACCAUCUUACUGCGUGACCUUCGUCGGGUCAUUUUCACCUUCCCCAGUUAUAAUCCACCUCGGACACCCAAAGGAGAGCAUAUCUUGAAGUUCACAAACAAGUCAGAUGCUCAAGGCUUCAUGGACACAAUCGCCGAACUCGCCCACCUAUAA
Molecule: messenger RNA, 1584 nt
Organism: Aspergillus niger
Lineage: Eukaryota; Fungi; Ascomycota; Eurotiomycetes; Eurotiales; Aspergillaceae
Exons: 8
Coding region: 1-1584 (527 amino acids)
Source: RefSeq, a predicted model, not a curated record